Messenger RNA from Paramecium pentaurelia, 735 nucleotides. The record is from the annotation of a GenBank genome assembly. Lineage: Eukaryota; Ciliophora; Oligohymenophorea; Peniculida; Parameciidae.
AUGGAAAAUCCUUUGUUAGAUUCAGAUAUAAUCUAUAAAAAUAACAAAGAUUAUGCUUUCUUAGCUUAAGUUUCACAUAAUUAAGAUAUUCUUGGGAUCUUACUUGAUGAAAUGAAUUUUAAGCUUAAAUUUAUUUCAGAUGAUAAAAUAUACUUGAAAUGUUCAAUUUGUGAACUUCUAUUUGUUUUAUAAAGCCAUAAUAAUCUAUCAAUCUAGAUAUUUUACCAAAAGAAACUAAAAAAUUAAAAAGACUAUAGCUAAGAUUAAUGCUAAUAAUGUUAAUAAUUCAAAAACGGAGAAUGUUUCAAAAAAUGCUUCAAAUGUGAUUCUAAUUAAAUUAUUGGUUUAUUAAAUGAGAAAUAAAGUAUAUUUUGCCAAAUUUGUUAUUCUGAAUUAUGCAAAAAUUGUGAUUCAAACUUAGAAAUCUUUUAAUAGUUUCCAGAAAGAUGUACAUAGAAGAUUGCAACCAAUUGUUAAAGAUACUUUUAUGUUAUAACAAUGAUAAUACUAUCAUUCAUCUUUUUACCUAUAUUUAUGGUACUUAAUUUUAAGAAAUACAAAUUCUAAUUUUAAUUCAUGGAAUUUCAUUAAUAUAUACUUGCAAAAUAUAAACCAGUUAUCAUAUUAUUCUUUUAUUAAGUAUUCCUUAUAGUAUACUUGAUAAAAGUCUUUAUUAUAUUAAUAAAUUUUGUGAUUGAUAAAAAUAAAGAGAGAAUUCAUUAUUACUUUGAUUGA